Ochotona curzoniae (black-lipped pika) is the source of this 1405-nucleotide messenger RNA. RefSeq names its product platelet derived growth factor subunit A (gene PDGFA). Gene Ontology annotation, cellular component: membrane. Lineage: Eukaryota; Metazoa; Chordata; Mammalia; Lagomorpha; Ochotonidae. The transcript is spliced from 7 exons. Gene Ontology annotation, biological process: platelet-derived growth factor receptor signaling pathway; positive regulation of cell migration; positive regulation of ERK1 and ERK2 cascade. Gene Ontology annotation, molecular function: platelet-derived growth factor receptor binding; growth factor activity. The record is from RefSeq and is a predicted model, not a curated record. The coding region runs from base 167 to 862 and encodes 231 amino acids.
CGCUGCACUCGCCGCGCGCGCUCCUCCGGCUCGCCGCUCUCCGCGCCACCCUGCCCCGGCCGCGCUCCUGAGGGAUGGUACUGAAUCUCGCCGGCACAGGAGCCCCGCUGGAGCGCCCGCCCCGCGGUCUCGCCUCCCCGCCGAGCCGCCUGCGCCUCGGGACGCGAUGAAGACCUGGGCUUGCCUGCUGCUUUUGGGCUGCGUAUACCUGGCCCAUGCCCUGGCCGAGGGCCCCGAGAUCCCGCGCGAGGUGCUGGAGCGGCUCGCGCACAGUCAGAUCCACAGCAUCCGAGACCUGCAGCGGCUCCUGGAGAUGGACUCCGUAGGAGCCGAGGAUGCUCUGGAGCCGAGCCUGAGAGGCCCCAGGGUCCACGCAGCCAAGCCUGUGGCUGAGAAGCGGCUGGCACCCGUGCGGAGGAAGCGGAGCAUCGAGGAAGCCAUUCCUGCCAUCUGCAAGACCAGGACCGUCAUUUACGAGAUACCUCGGAGCCAGGUGGACCCCACGUCGGCCAACUUCCUGAUCUGGCCGCCGUGCGUGGAGGUCAAACGCUGCACCGGCUGUUGCAACACCAGCAGUGUCAAGUGCCAGCCGUCACGCGUGCACCACCGCAGCGUCAAGGUGGCCAAGGUGGAGUAUGUCAGGAAGAAGCCCAAGUUGAAAGAAGUGCAAGUGAGGUUGGAGGAGCACCUGGAGUGUGCCUGUGCGGCCUCCAGCCUGGGCCCGGAGCAGCGGGAGGAGGAGACCGGGACCCUCCUGUCCGUGGCCGGUGGCGUCCAUCCUCAGGGUUGCCUCAGAGCCCACGAUGGCUGUCAGAGCUCCAGCACUCACAUGCAAGGCCUGGGCUGGAAGAAGAAGAUGUGAGGUGAAGGCUCCGGCAGCCCUCUCCUGGGACACGAUGUGUGUGGCGUCUUACAUUCCCGACUAUUCUGUACGGUGCUUCCUGGCCAGCCUGCGGUCUCUGUUCUCCUCCGGGGGAGACUGUGGGGGACAGAGACAGUGACUGUGUGUCCGCGGCGGGGCAGCCAGAAGCCGCCUUGUCAGAGACGGACCGCGCGGCGGGGGCGGCACGCGCCCAGGCUCGGAUGGACACGCGGGUGACACGUGUGCGCGGGGCUCGGCUGGCCGCCGUGGCAGGGGCCGCAGGGCUUGGGCCGCUGGCCCGGACGCCGCCCAGUCUGUCGCAGCACCCCUCCCGAGAGCCUUAAGUGGAUUUUUUUUACACCAUAAAGUGAUUGUUAAGCUUCCCUUUGUACUCUCUACCUGGCUUUCCUUUCGUGGUUUGUUUUUGUUUUUAACGAUCUCGGACAAAGCGACAUCAGUGACACGCGAGGCCACGGCGGCCGGGGACGGCGUUUUCCUGCAGGACACAGACUAAUGACAUAUAUUACAAUAAAUGUGCUACAC